Molecule: messenger RNA, 1233 nt
Organism: Arachis stenosperma
Lineage: Eukaryota; Viridiplantae; Streptophyta; Magnoliopsida; Fabales; Fabaceae
Exons: 4
Coding region: 1-1233 (410 amino acids)
Molecular function (GO): nucleic acid binding; zinc ion binding
Source: RefSeq, a predicted model, not a curated record
AUGUCGAUUCGCAGACACGGUCGCGGGCGAGGUAGAGGUAGGACAGGAACCGUUACUCCUGCCCCUAUAGGGAUUGAUCCAGUAGACUUUAUGGCUGCCAUGGAAAAUAUGGCUGCAGCUAUGCAGGCGACAGCCGAGGCACUGGGUAAUCAAAUAAACCAGGGUAAUCAUGGGAACAAUAAUGAUGAGGACGGUCCUAUGACACUUGCAAUGUUUCUGAAAGCCCAACAGGUUCCUGAGGAGCAAUGGGUUGAAUUUGAAACUUAUCAGCUGCAAGGUGAGGCUCAGUAUUGGUGGCAAGGAACACGACGUAUCCUGCAGCCUGAUGGUGCUGCGAUUCCUUGGGAGGUUUUUCGGGCAGAGUUCUAUAUGAAAUACUUUCCUAAUUUAGCCAGAAAUGCCAAGGAACUUGAAUUAAUGCAGUUAAAGCAAGGGCAGAUGACUGUUGCUGAGGUGUUUUCUGAAUUGGUGAAUAAGAGUAGGGUGGCUGAAGAUUGUGUGAGAAAGGCGGCAGUAGAGAAAGGGAGUUUGAAGGUGCCUUUUCAGAGGCCUUCAGGGAGGAGCAUUGCUCCGAGAGGUAGGAAUUUCAAUCGUGGAGGUUUUGUUCCACAGCAGACUCAAGGCCAGGAUAAUUACAGAAGGCCGAAUACUAAUGUUAAUCAGGGAAGAAGGUUUGGGAAGCAGCCACAGCAGGAUCUGAAUUGUCAGAGGUGCGGAAGGAAUCAUCCUGGAAUUCCGUGCAGAGUAGGACUUGGAGUAUGCUAUUCCUGUGGACAGCCCGGACAUAUGGCCACUAAUUGCCCUGAGAAGAAGAAGUAUGAGACUGGUAGGGUGCAGCAGCCAGGGAGAGUAUACACCACUUCUACCAUAGGUGCUGAGGGAUCUGAGACACUGAUUAGAGAUUGGUUAUCCAAGAAUCAUGUUUUGCUUGAUUGUUCUGAGAAGUCAGUACAGUUUAUGCCGGAAGGGUCAGAAGCACCGGUUGUGGUGAAUAGUUACUAUUUGAAUUCUAUGAUAGUAAACUGUUCAAGAGCUGAAUGUCAUGGUAUUAUGUUAUUAACUACGGGAGUAUCAUGUGAUGAUAAGAGUUUAGAGCAGAUUCCGAUUGUAUGUGAAUUUUCAGAUGUAUUUCCAGAUGAUAUUAAUGAAUUCCCACCUAACCGAGAGGUUGAAUUUGCAAUCGAGUUGGUACCUGGAUCCGGUCCAAUUUCAAUUACUCCUUAUAGGAUGUGA